GAAAUACUCUGCCAUGUCCAAUUUCAAGAAAACAACCUUAGCUGGUGGUGGCCGCAAAAAAACAGGCCCAAAGCCUGAACUAACAGAGGAACAAAAGCAAGAGAUCAGAGAAGCAUUUGAUCUCUUUGAUGCAGAUGGCUCAGGAACAAUUGAUGCAAAAGAACUAAAGGUUGCCAUCAGGGCUUUAGGCUUUGAGCCCAAAAAAGAAGAAAUCAAAAAGUUAAUAGCAGAAAUAGAUAAAGAAUGUACAGGUACAAUAGACUUUAAUGACUUUUUGACAUUAAUGACCCACAAAAUGUGUGAGAAAGACUCAAGAGAAGAAAUUAUGAAGGCAUUCCGUUUAUUUGAUGAUGAUGAAACUGGUAAAAUUUCUUUCCGCAAUCUCAAGAGGGUGGCAAAGGAAUUAGGAGAGAACAUGACAGACGAAGAGCUUCAGGAAAUGAUUGAUGAGGCAGACAGAGAUGGCGAUGGUGAGAUCAACCAAGAAGAGUUUUUGAGGAUCAUGAAAAAAACAAGUUUAUAUUGAUUCUGUCUCUCAGCUCUAACCUUAUUUGGACUUGUAAAUAAAUAUUUAAAAACCAUGAUAAUAUUAACACCUCCCUCCCCCACCGUUGUAAAAAAAAUAUCUUCUGUUAAUUUGUAAUAGAGUGGCCUUGUUUUGAAUUUUCUUUUUAAAUUUAUAAUUCUGCUUCGGAGUAUGUA
Messenger RNA from Physella acuta, 702 nucleotides. RefSeq lists its product as uncharacterized. The record is from RefSeq and is a predicted model, not a curated record. Gene Ontology annotation, molecular function: calcium ion binding. NCBI's taxonomy places the organism in Eukaryota, Metazoa, Mollusca, Gastropoda, Physidae. Gene Ontology annotation, cellular component: myosin II complex.